Messenger RNA from Cheilinus undulatus (humphead wrasse), 1389 nucleotides. Its product is annotated as tripartite motif-containing protein 16-like protein. The coding region runs from base 1 to 1389 and encodes 462 amino acids. The transcript is spliced from 2 exons. The record is from RefSeq and is a predicted model, not a curated record. Gene Ontology annotation, molecular function: protein binding. NCBI's taxonomy places the organism in Eukaryota, Metazoa, Chordata, Actinopteri, Labriformes, Labridae.
AUGGCACAGAAAGGAGUCCAGCUGAAUCAGGAAACCAUCUCUUGUUCCAUCUGUCUGGAUGUACUGAAGGAUCUGGUGACUGUUUCCUGUGGACACAGCUACUGGGAUACAGAGGAUGAGAAGAAACUCUACAGCUGCCCUCAGUGCAGGCAGACCUUCACACAUUCUGUCCUGGUGAAAAACACCAUGUUAGCAGUUUUGGUGGAGGAGCUGAAGACAAGCGGAGUCCAAGCUGCUCCUGCUGAUCACUGCUAUGCUGGAGCUGAAGAUGUGGCCUGUGACGUCUGCAGCGGGAGGCAACUGAAAGCCCAGAAGUCCUACAAGGAGAGGCAGAGAGAGCUGGAGGUGAGUCGACAAAACAUCCAGCAGAGAAUCCAGGACAGAGAGAAAGAUGUGAAGCUGCUUCAAAAGGAAGCAGAGGCCAUCAAUCACUCCGCUGAUAAAGCAGUGGAGGACAGCCAGAAGAUCUUCACCCAGCUGAUCCGUCUCAUGGAGAGACAAUGCUCCGAUGUGACCCAGCAGAUCCGAUCCCAGCAGGAAAGCCAAGUGAGUCGAGUCAAAGAGCUGGAGGAGAAGCUGAGGCAGGAGAUCGCUGAGCUGAAGAGGAAAGACGGAGAGCUGCAGGAUCACAACCAGUUUCUACACGACUACCCCUCACUGUCAGCACUCAGCCAACCUACACGCUCAUCCAGCAUCCAUAUCCGUCCUCUGAGGUACUUUGAAGACGUGACAGCGGCUGUGUCAGCAGUCAGAGAUAAACUACAGGACGUCCUGACAGAGACAUGGACAAACAUCUCAGUCACAGUGACUGAUGUGGAUGUUUUACUGCCACAACCAGAGCCCAAGACCAGAGAGGAGUUCAUCAGAUAUUCAUGUGACAUCACACUGGAUCCAAACACAGCAAACAGAUAUCUGUUAUUAUCUGAUGGGAACAGAAAAGUUACACUGAUGAGUCAACCACAGUCUUAUCCUAGUCACCCAAACAGAUUCACUGGAGAGUAUCAGGUCCUGAGUCGAGAGAGUCUGACUGGACGAUGUUACUGGGAGGUGGAGUGGAGAGGAGGGGUUUAUGUAGCAGUCGCAUACAAGAAUAUCAGCAGAACAGGAGACUGGACUGAAUGUAGAUUUGGAUGUAAUGACAAAUCUUGGUCGGUAUAUUGUGAUUACAGUAAUUAUGUCUUUCUGUGCAACAAUGUCCUGACUCCUGUCUCUGGUCCUCGGUCCUCCAGAGUGGGAGUGUACCUGGAUCACAGAGCAGGUAUUCUGUCCUUCUACAGCAUCUCUGAAACCAUGACUCUCCUCCACAGAGUCCACACCACAUUCACUCAGCCUCUACAUGCUGGACUUUGUGUUCAUGAUGGCACUGCUGAGAUGAGUAAGCUGAAGUAG